GCCGCCAAGUACGAACAAAUACCGAAAAUGAAGUUUCUGAGUGUCGCAGUUUUUGUUUUGGCUGCCGUGGGAUUCGCUCUGUCUGCUAAUGGUAUCAUAAAAAACGUUUUGUCGCUCUAUGGAAAUGGCCUAGACAUUCCACCUUACGACAAUACGGCGGGAAUUUCGAGUCUAUCACCAUAUGCGAGCCUUUUUCGACGACGAUGCCCGUUAUGCGAUUCCUCGGUAUACAGUUAUUGUAGUGACAAAUUGUUUCACGAUUCCUGUUGCUGCCACAAUCCAAAUAAUCCUUAUGAUCGCCUACCAUUACAGUGCAGAUUUGCAGAUUGCAGUUUCCUCCAUGCAAACACUUGCCAAGAACACAAGUUGAUAUCAGCAUGUUGCUGUACCAGCGUCUUUUUACAAAAGAAGUAGGCAGUAACAAAUGUACCAUGUAUUAUUUAUUUAUUUAUUACAUAAAUUAUUUUACACAAACAUUAUAUGGUUAUUUUAACGAAAGUAGGAUGGGGACGAAGAAAAAACAUGAAGUUUUGGUCAUUCUAAACAACCUUUAUUUCAAUAAUAUAAAAGUACAGUGAAAACAAAAUAAAUAUAUAAAAUAAUUUACAUAUGAUAUUUUUGACCUGGUAAGUUUUAGAUGGGCUAAAGUUGGACUAGUUUAAAAUUUUUUCGCUCAACUGGCAAGAAAAAAGUAGUGACUAUUAAAAAUAGAAACCGUUAUAUUUGAAGAGCAAUGUUUAAAAUUGAUAGGUAGGUACCUAAAUUUGUUUUCAUCCACCUAAAGUCCAGGUUUCAAAUCAACUUAAAGCACCUCUCUUUCUACCCUAUAAAUCUGAGAUCACUGAUAUGAGUAUUUUAAAACAUCUCCUACCAAAACAAGACAAACAAAGCCAGUUUUAAGGCCAUAUCUCAUUAUGCAACACUGAAAGGAUGUGAGAUACCGUGACACAUCGAAUAUAAAGUGAUUUUUGGUCAAUUUAAAUUUUCAGUCUAUCUAUUCAACUGAAAUCCUCUAAUUACACUGUGUCGUACAUUUAAAACUGCGGUUUUUACAAAAUAUUUGUAUACUUGUACAUUUUAGGUGUGCUGCUUAUUUUAUUCUAUAAGUAACUGGUUAAGUUUAGAAACACAGGAUCUUUACUUAUAUUUAAUCACAACAACUAUAUUUAAAAAAUAAUUGACUAACACAUUGAAAUAAAAUCCUUCACAGCAAUAUACUUGCUUUACUAUUUUAUAAUAAAAUCAGUCUUAGAAGCCAAUAAUAAAAGCAAAAGAUCACAAACAAAAUGGCACACAAAUUAUAAAUAUUAUCUUAUUGUAAUGAGCAAGUGUGUAUGAAAUCAUCAAUUCCUAAUAUAAAGCAGUAUUAGUCUGCUGUCCUAUGUUACAGCUGCGGUAGAGUUUUUAUGAGGAUAAAGGAGAUACAGUACAAAUAAGGAAUCACUUCACUAAUAUUAAAUUAUUUAUAAAUUCACUCUAGUCUUUAACCACUGAGAAUAUUUAAAGACGAAAGUAUAUAUCAACAGUAUUAACAAAAUUAUUUACAAAACACUAAGGUCUGAUUUCAUAAUCACACUAAAGUCGACUUUAAAAUAAACAUGAUGUUGCGGCAAUGCUUUAAAGCUCCAUUAAAUUUAAAGGACAUUUUAGAUCAUUAUAAAAUCAGUCCUAACUGGGAUAAAAAUCAUUAAGUACGAGGGACAAUUACUAUAAAUACUAGUACAACCCCUGGUCUAUACGUUGAGACCCAAAAAUUGAUUGCACGGUGUGUGUGCUGUAUUGCUUAGUUGCAUUUUUAUUCCAAUACUGAUAGUACUGUAUUGGUACUGAAAAUGUUAUGUACGUUUUACUCGAAUAUCAGAUCCGAUACAUUUUAGUUUAAACCUGAAUGCAUGUAGACAAAAUAUUGCCUGGCAGGAGGACUAGAAGAAAGGCAUUACCAAAAAACAAACAUCGGGUAUCCUGAUUAUAUUUUUGUUGUCACGCCAAUAUAAAUAUUGUCAAGAAAAAUAUGUUUUAGUUGCUGUAAAAAUAUAUCAAACUGAUAAAAUCAGAUCAGUGUGCCUUAUAAUGUUUCAAAAAAGAAUACUGAUGAGGACAUGCUAUUACUAUAAAUUCUGAAAUACGAAUCAGGAUAUUUUUUAAAUCUUCCAUUACUUUUUAUCAAUUAUUCUUUAUUUUCAGAAUUCUGUAUAUUUGGAGCUUCCUGAUUUAAAUGUGUAUUAAGACAUUAAAAUAGCAAGUAAAAAACAAAGUUAAAAUAAUUAUUUACACUAACUUCUGAAAAAUUCCUUUAGCGAUUUUGUAAUUCAAGACGUAAUACCACACUAUUCUACAUCCUCCAAAAUGCUUUCAAUUUUUAUGAAACCUCUUCAUUUUCAAAUUUGUAAGUAAAAUUUAAAAAUGUAACAAUAAUUCUUGAUU
This is a messenger RNA of Anoplophora glabripennis (Asian longhorned beetle), 2424 nucleotides long. RefSeq lists its product as uncharacterized. The transcript is spliced from 3 exons. The record is from RefSeq and is a predicted model, not a curated record. NCBI's taxonomy places the organism in Eukaryota, Metazoa, Arthropoda, Insecta, Coleoptera, Cerambycidae. The coding region runs from base 28 to 414 and encodes 128 amino acids.